AUGGACCGAGAUAUCGCAGCAUUAUCGGGGACGAAGUUCGAAAACCAUAUCUAUCAAUCACAAGCCAUUGCUCUUGAAAUUGCAUAUCAAAACGCAAAGAUUCUAGUCCAUCGCCCUCUUCUGGCGUACAAACGAAUCCCAAAGAUCGGUCUUGCACCAAACCACUCCAUCGGGCCUUUAUACCAAACACUAGACCCAUGUCGAGAUGCUGCUCUCAGAAUAUCGGAGAUUGGCGCAUCGUCGAUCUUCUCGUUGGUAGCAGAUACACAUGCAGCCGCAUUCAUUGGCAUCAACACUCUCACCGCUGGCGUUACUCUUUGUAUAUUGGCUAGCAUUGAGCCAUUGUCACUCGAGUCCCACAGGUCAAAGAUAGAAUUGCAUCGAUUACUGGGUAUACAGCGGACUCUGGCCUCAAAGUCGCAACUGGCUGUCCAGGGACUGGCAAUUAUUGAGCAGCCGACAAAGUUGGUGGUGGAAAAAGAACUGAAACAGAUGCUUGCACAUAAUAACUUUGGAUCUACCCCAAGAGAAGAAGGGAGGCAAAGCCCAAGUGGAAAGAUACAAGCUUUAUCCGACUUUGACAGAGCGAUCUCUGGUCGCAUGUCGCCAGCAACCGAUGCAAUAGCUGAUGACACUGAGAGACAGCUCUUUCCUGAACUUUGGGACACAACCAAUAGAUUUGCGCAACAGCAGGCGUGGAUAUGGGGUGACUGCUCAUCAAUUUCUCCUGGCUUUGCGCAAUGUUGA
This is a messenger RNA of Penicillium vulpinum, 747 nucleotides long. Its product is annotated as fungal specific transcription factor domain-containing protein. The record is from RefSeq and is a predicted model, not a curated record. NCBI's taxonomy places the organism in Eukaryota, Fungi, Ascomycota, Eurotiomycetes, Eurotiales, Aspergillaceae. The transcript is spliced from 2 exons. The coding region runs from base 1 to 747 and encodes 248 amino acids.